AUGACCAGCAUGUUUAAGCUUAAGGGCAGGAGACAAAGUCUCUUCCCCAAUUACAAACUUGGGGGCACAGCCCCUGUUGUCAAAGAUCCAGAAGAUGAUCAUGACCUUCCAUUUGGCCAGCACAACUGGGUGAAACCAUGGAAUUCAAUGCAAGAACUCAGCCGGGAUAUUUAUGAUAUCUAUGCAGAGUAUGAGGACGAGGAGGAGGAUAAACUUUUUGCCACUCCUAUCAAGCUUUCCUCCCCAGCUAAAAACUACAUGCUUAACAUCAAUGUUGGGGGCAAGGUCUACCAGAUCUCCUACAGGGUAGCAGCAAAAUAUCCAAAAACAAGAAUUGGUCGUCUAGCAACAUACACUGACCACAACAGGAAGCUUGAUCUCUGUGAUGACUACAUUGUCCAAAACAAUGAGUUCUUCUUCGACAGGGACCCAGAUAUCUUUCACAACAUCUUCAACUUCUACAGGACUGGAGUUCUCUGGAUCAAAGAUGAGCUGUGCCCUCGCAAUUUCUUGGAGGAAAUCAAUUACUGGGGUGUCCGGAUCAAGAACACACACCGGUGCUGUCGUAUUUCAUUUGAGGAGCGUCAGGACGAGCUGAAUGAGCAGCUGAAGGUGCAGCGGGAGUUGCAAGCAGAAGUGGAGACAGAGGAGAAUGAGGAGCUUUUCCAUGGCAUGGCAUUUGGCCAAACACGUCGCAUGAUCUGGAACUUGAUGGAGAAACCUUUCUCCUCUGUUACAGCCAAGCUCAUGGCAGUGGCCUCCAGCUUUUUUGUGCUGGUCUCACUUGUGGCUAUGACCCUCAACACAGUGGAGGAGAUGCAAUACAAGACACCCACGGGACAGCUGAGUGGAAAGACCUACGGUGAGUACGUGGAGACCUUCUGUAUUGCCUUCUUCACAAUGGAAUAUCUGCUGCGACUGGUGUCCACACCAGACCUCAGGCACUUUGGGAGGAGCAUGCUCAAUGCUGUGGACCUCAUUGCCAUUCUGCCGCUGUAUUUGCAGAUGGUUCUAGAAUGCUUUGAGAAUGAGGACUAUGGGAAACAUGGCACUGACAUUGAGACAGUGGGUCGGGUGGGUAAAGUAGGGCAGGUCUUACGCAUCAUGCGUCUCAUGCGGAUCUUCCGCAUCCUGAAGUUGGCUCGCCAUUCCACAGGACUGCGAGCUUUUGGCUUCACUCUCCGCCAGUGUUACCAACAGGUGGGCUGUCUUUUUCUCUUCAUUGCCAUGGGAAUUUUCACCUUCUCUGCCAUGGUCUACACUGUGGAGCAUGAUGUCCAUCAAACAAACUUCACAAGCAUUCCCCAUGCAUGGUGGUGGGCAGCUGUUAGCAUCUCUACAGUUGGCUAUGGAGACAUGUUUCCGGAAACACACCUCGGCAGGAUCUUCGCCUUUGCCUGUAUAUCUUUUGGGAUAAUAUUAAAUGGCAUGCCUAUAUCCAUCCUGUACAACAAAUUUUCAGACUACUACUCCAAGCUUAAAUCCCACGAGUAUACCUCCACUCUGAAGGCUCGUGGGAAAGUGAGGUUUGUCAAGAGGGCAGCCAAGAGGUUUGCUCAAUGCUGUGAAGAUGCCAUACAUUAG
This is a messenger RNA of Chanos chanos (milkfish), 1584 nucleotides long. RefSeq names its product potassium channel, subfamily V, member 2a (gene kcnv2a). Gene Ontology annotation, biological process: potassium ion transmembrane transport; action potential; protein homooligomerization. Gene Ontology annotation, molecular function: voltage-gated potassium channel activity. The transcript has 2 exons. Gene Ontology annotation, cellular component: voltage-gated potassium channel complex; membrane. NCBI's taxonomy places the organism in Eukaryota, Metazoa, Chordata, Actinopteri, Gonorynchiformes, Chanidae. The record is from RefSeq and is a predicted model, not a curated record. Bases 1 to 1584 code for a protein of 527 amino acids.